AUGUGUGGCAUUUUCGCCUGUCACUGUCAUCCUGACGUCCAGAAAUUCAAGCCUCAGGCUUUGAAGCUGGCCAAGCAGAUCCGCCACAGAGGCCCGGACUGGAGUGGAAACGUCAUUUCCAACAAGACCAUCCUCUGCCAUGAGAGAUUGAGUAUCGUUGGUGUUGAGUCGGGUGCUCAGCCCCUUACCAACGAGGAUGAGACCAUCAUCCUGGCCGUCAACGGCGAAAUCUACAACCACAGACUCAUUCGCAAGAACCUGAAGACUCCCUACCACUUCAAGACCACAUCAGAUUGCGAGGUCAUUAUUCCUCUGUAUAUGGAGCAUGGCCUCGAUGCCCCGAAGUACCUCGAUGGCAUGUUCUCGUUCGUCCUCUACGACAAGAAGCUCGAUCGCACGAUUGCCGCCCGCGACCCGAUCGGUGUUACAACUUUCUACCAGGGCUGGUCGUGGAAGGAGCCUGGUGCUGCGUACUUCGCCUCCGAGCUGAAGUGCCUCCACCCCGUUUGCGACAAGAUCCAGUCCUUCCCCCCGGGACACGUCUACGACACUGCCACCGGCCAGAUGACCCGUUACUUCCAGCCGACUUGGUGGGAGGGCUCAAGAGUGCCUACCAACCCCCUCGACCUCAAGGCGAUCCGUGAGAGCCUCGAGAAGGCUGUGCGGAAGAGGCUGAUGGCUGAGGUCCCCUACGGUGUUCUUCUGUCUGGUGGCCUUGACUCUAGUCUUGUCGCUGCGAUCGCACAGCGCGAGACACUGAGGCUUCGGAAACUGGCCCUCGAGAACUCCCAGGCCACCUCGGGCGACCCCAACAAGGGCGAAGGCCUGGUCGGUAUCGACGAUGACGGCAAGGUCUCGACGAUGACUUUCCUGCCUCAGCUCAACUCUUUCUCUAUCGGUCUGCCUGGCUCUCCCGACAACGAGGCUGCCGUCAAGGUUGCCGAGUUUCUGGGCACCAAGCACCACGUCAUGACCUUCACCAUCGAGGACGGCCUCAACGCCCUCUCUGAUGUGAUUCUGCACCUCGAGACCUACGAUGUCACCACGAUCCGUGCCUCGACACCUAUGUUCCUGCUCUCGAGAAAGAUCAAGGCCAUGGGCAUCAAGAUGGUGCUCAGUGGUGAGGGUAGUGACGAAAUCUUCGGUGGCUACCUUUACUUCCACGCCGCCCCUAACAAGGAGGAGUUCCACGAGGAGACUGUCCGCCGUGUCAAGAACCUGCACCUGGCCGACUGCCUCCGCGCCAACAAGUCCACAUCGGCCUGGGGUCUUGAGGCUCGUGUGCCGUUCUUGGACAAGGAGUUCCUUGAGACUUGCAUGAACAUCGAUCCCCAAGAGAAGAUGAUCACCAAGGAGCGCCUCGAGAAGUACAUCCUGCGUAAGGCAUUUGACACCUCUGACGACCCGAGCGCAGAGCCCUACCUGCCCGAGAACAUCCUCUGGAGACAAAAGGAGCAGUUCUCUGACGGUGUCGGAUACGGAUGGAUCGAUGGUCUCAAGGACGCUGCGGAGCUGCACGUCACGGACGAGAUGUUGGCUCACCCCAAGGCCGAAUGGGGCACUGACAUCCCCGAUACAAAGGAGGCGUACUGGUACCGCCUGAUGUUCGACGAGCACUUCCCGCCUCGCUGUGCCUCGACCGUCAUGCGAUGGACCCCCACCUGGUCCAAGCAGACUGACCCUAGUGGCCGUGCCAUCGCUACACACAACGCCAAGUACGAGAACGCCGCAUGA
Molecule: messenger RNA, 1734 nt
Organism: Microdochium trichocladiopsis
Lineage: Eukaryota; Fungi; Ascomycota; Sordariomycetes; Xylariales; Microdochiaceae
Exons: 9
Coding region: 1-1734 (577 amino acids)
Cellular component (GO): cytosol
Molecular function (GO): asparagine synthase (glutamine-hydrolyzing) activity
Source: RefSeq, a predicted model, not a curated record